This is a messenger RNA of Didymella exigua CBS 183.55, 1278 nucleotides long. RefSeq names its product Pkinase-domain-containing protein. The record is from RefSeq and is a predicted model, not a curated record. Lineage: Eukaryota; Fungi; Ascomycota; Dothideomycetes; Pleosporales; Didymellaceae. Gene Ontology annotation, biological process: intracellular monoatomic cation homeostasis; intracellular signal transduction; protein phosphorylation. Gene Ontology annotation, molecular function: ATP binding; protein serine/threonine kinase activity. Bases 1 to 1278 code for a protein of 425 amino acids. The transcript has 2 exons.
AUGACGUCGCGCCUCAGCAGCAUGUUCGGUUCCAGCAAGGAUGCUGGGUCGAAGCAGACCAACGGCGAGAUUGUCAAGGCUGCCAGAGCCCCCAACGGCACCGACACCGCGAACGGUCGCCCUACACCUGUGCGCCAGGGCUCGGUCUCGAAGGCCCCCAAAGAGCCUGCACCGUACAAGCGCUUCUGGACCAACGACGAGGGCGGCCACGAGCACCACCUCAAGGUCGCUAAACGUCAGGAGAAGCUGUCCGACAUGUUCCAGAGUUUGAUGUUGGGCAAGAAGAAGGAGGAUAACCCCGCCGACCAGCCCCUCAGUCUCAUGUCGAACUGGGUUGACGUCAUGCGCAACGAAAAAGAAAAGCUUGCCGAAGCCAAGAACUCGACCAACCUGCCGCAGACACUGGUGCAGAAGUACGGCAAGUGUCAAGAAGUUGUUGGGCGAGGAGCUUUUGGUAUCGUCCGCGUUGCCCACAAGCAGGAUCCUAAGGACUCGAAGCGGGAGCAGCUCUACGCUGUGAAGGAAUUCAAGCAGCGCCCCAACGAGUCUGCCAAGAAGUAUCAGAAACGCCUCACCUCCGAGUUCUGCAUAUCCUCGUCUAUGCAGCACCCCAACGUCAUCACCACUCUUGACCUGCUCCAGGAUGAGAAGGGUGUCUACUGCGAGGUCAUGGAGUACUGUUCUGGGGGCGAUCUGUAUACCCUUGUGCUUGCCGCUGGACAGCUCGAGGUUGCCGAAGCCGACUGCUUCUUCAAGCAGUUGAUGCGAGGUGUCGAGUACAUGCACGAGAUGGGUGUUGCGCAUCGCGACCUCAAGCCUGAGAACCUCCUUCUGACGACCCACGGUUCGAUCAAGAUCACCGAUUUCGGCAAUGGCGAGUGCUUCCGAAUGGCUUGGGAGAAGGAAGCCCACAUGACCGCUGGUCUCUGCGGAUCGGCCCCAUACAUCGCUCCUGAGGAGUACGUGGACAAGGAGUUCGACCCUCGCGCUGUCGAUGUAUGGGCUUGCGGUAUCAUCUACAUGGCCAUGAGGACUGGUCGCCAUCUCUGGCGUGUUGCUCAAAAGGGCGAGGAUGAGUUCUUCGACCGCUACCUCGAGGACCGGAAAGAGGAAGAGGGCUACCGGCCCAUCGAAGUCCUGCGAAGGCGUCAGUGCCGUAAUGUGAUCUACUCGAUCCUCGACCCAAUCCCUGCACGCCGUCUUACAGGGCAUCAAGUUCUUGCCUCCGAGUGGGUUUCGGAGAUCAAAGUCUGCCAUGCAGGCAACGAAGGCUUCUAG